UAACAAAUGUAUUAUGAGAACAUAAUACAAGCAAUAACCUUAAGAUGCGUUUUAAUCAAGUUGGUCCUUUACCUCACAAUGAUUGACAACUGAGUCCUUAUUGUGGUGAGAAGGUUAAUUUAGACAUGGGCAGUGUAUUGUAUUUAGUCUAAAGCUUUUCAGGUCAAUGUUUUAACUAUAAUUGUUCUAGUCAAACAUCAAGUGAUUUUAAAAAAUAUUAAAAUAUUAAGAAUGAAUUAUACCAACAGACUGAUUUGGUUCCUACAGAUUUCAGAUUUACAUCUAAGCAUUUUUCAUGACUGGCAAAGAGUAACCGAACUUAAAGAAUUUUGUGAUUUAACUUUAGAUACCAUUAAACCAGCAGCUGUAUUAGCUAGUGGAGAUUUAACUGAUGCUAAAAAAAGAGAUGGCAUUGGUUCAACACAAUAUGAAGGAGAAUGGUUAGCAUACCAUGAUGUAUUAACAUCCGGAAAGGUAUCUGAAAAAACCAAAUGGUUAGAUGUUCGUGGAAAUCAUGAUAGUUUUGAUGUAAAUAAUUUAGAUUCUCCAAACAAUUUUUAUCGAAAAUAUUCUGAACAAGGCAAAUCAUAUCCGCGAUCAUAUAAAUAUAAAGUUACAAAUCAUGCUGGAAUGAGUCUUAAUUUUAUUGCUGUUGAUGCUUGCUUGGAUCCAGGACCAAAAAGACCAUUUAAUUUUAUUGGAAAUCUAGAUGAAGAUGAAAUAAAUUCAUUGAAUUUGUUAGCAAAUAAUACUAAUGGUCCUAUUAUAUGGUUUGGACACUACCCCACUUCAUGCAUAUAUACAACAGGAAGUAAAUCGAUUAGAUCAAUUAUUGGAGAAAAUCAUAUGUCUGUUGCUUACUUAUGUGGUCAUUUACAUACAUUAGGUGGUUUAGUGCCACAAAUGUAUACAAUACAAAACGAAGGAUUUGUAGAGUUAGAACUAGCUGACUGGAAAGAUGAAAGAAUGUUUAGAUUAUUAGCAUUUGAUCAAGGCUCAUUUACAUUUAUUGAUGUACGACAUGGUCAAUGGCCUAUUAUACUAGUCACUAAUCCAAAAAUACCAUGGCUUACAAUACGAGAUAUGGAAACUGAAGAAGAUAAAAAAAAAAAUCUUAAAUUUAUAAGGUCAUUAGAAAUAAUAUUAGCCUUUUCUGUUGAUCCUAUCAAACAUGUUUUAGUUCAAAUUAAUAAAGAAUAUAAAUGGAAAAAUUGUAGUAAAGUUGAAGGAAGUCCUCUGUUUAUAACAGAAUGGGAUUCUAAUGACUAUUCAAGUGGGCUGCACGUAAUAAAUGUUAAAGUAGAAGAUAUUCAAGGGAGAAUACAUAUAGUUAGCCAACCUUUUUCAUUAGAUAAUUCUAAACCUACAUUUAAAAUGUUUUCACAAUGGCCAUUGAGUGUUUAUUUCCCUGACUUGUUAUUAUUGAUGUUUGUAAUUGCAUCUUUGGUUAACCUGUUGCCGCUUAUAAUUUAUCGAUUUGUUUGCAAAUGUACAAAAUAUAAAAUCAAUUAUAAUGCAAAAUUAUCGCUAAUCAGCAGAUAUUCAAGAAAAAUGAUUUUACUAUCAAACGUGAAUCGGUUAUUCUAUCCUUUAUUAUUAUUUUAUAUUUAUCUAUGUCUAGGUCCUUGGGCUGUUGGAGAACUUGUAACUGAUUCCAUCGGCUGGGUCUUUCCGUGGGGAAUCUAUGUCAAAGGAAAACUUAUAAAAGAUUCAUAUAUAUAUGUAUAUGGAUUUGGACAAAUUAUAACAUUUCAAUUUCCUCUUACUUGUAUUCUUAGUCAUCGACUUGAUAAAAGAAUGCAAACAUUGCCAAAUAUCCAAUACACAUUAGUUAAUUCACCAUAUAUUUAUAUAGACCUAUUAUUCUUUUUUUUGAUUAUAUGGCAAAUUGUAUGUUGUGUUUGGUUUUGGGGUGCAUAUGGUUGGAUAGCCACAAUAUUUGGUCCAUUAAAAACAUGGUCAAUUUUUAUUGCACUAUGGCUUUGGAAUGAAAUAAGAAAUAUAUCUAUUAGAGAGAUACGAUAUGCAACAGAAGCUCUGGAGAAAUUAAAUAAAAAUUAAAUACUCUACAGUUCUUCAUUAUUUCACAUUUAUCUAGGACAGAAAUACAGAAGUAAUGAUUAUUAUCUAGGUGUUAUAAUAAAAUUUUUUGUAAAGAUUAUAACUAUUUAUUUAUUAGCAAUUAUAUUUUGUAAUUUCACUUACAUCGUGGGCGUUCCCAGGAGGGGGGAGCAAGAUAUGGCACUCCCCCCAAGAAUUUUAAAUUUGUUGUUCAAAGCAUUAUCUGUAACGCAUCAAUUUAGUAAAAAUAGAUUACUUUAAUAUAACAUAUAUAUUAUAUAGAAGAAAACUAUAUUCAACAGUAA
This is a messenger RNA of Sipha flava (yellow sugarcane aphid), 2366 nucleotides long. Its product is annotated as transmembrane protein 62-like. The transcript is spliced from 14 exons. Lineage: Eukaryota; Metazoa; Arthropoda; Insecta; Hemiptera; Aphididae. Gene Ontology annotation, molecular function: hydrolase activity. Bases 232 to 2061 code for a protein of 609 amino acids. The record is from RefSeq and is a predicted model, not a curated record.